AAAUGGCGGCGGAAGCUCGGAGACAGGUAUGAAAUAUUAACGAUACCGGAUAAACUCGUAUAAAAAAGAUGUGCCCGGUCGACCAGUUCGUUUAACGCCCGGGAAGAAUAUCCUCUCCCGUGUUGAUGCCGCGGGACGGAACCGAGAAAACGUCCGUCGUGUUUCAACUUAAAGUUGGCGUGUGUUGAGGAAGAGCCGGAGAGGAAACGUACGACAGCGGCAAGUGUGUCCGGCAAGAGAGUCCGGCUUGUCCGAGGUGUUUGUGUUCUCCGGCCCUUGGAUGCGAGUGUGGUUUGUGCAUCCGUCCAUUGAGCUGUCCGACACCGUGUGUGUCCACCGAGCAGCGUUAGAGGAGGAGGAGGAGGAGAUGGAGCGGCAGCGGCAGCAGCAGCAGCGGUAGUCCCAGCAUCACCAUGGAGCGCACACCUGCCACCCACCUGUAGCAUCCCCCCGGCCCCGGGCGGCAUGGCGAACAAGACCGGCCAGGAGCGGAGGGACAGCCGCUGCGGUGUGUCUGGAGAAGCCGUCGUGGAGAAUGGCUCUGUGGUCAAAGAUCUGACUGCCCCUGACCUCCAUGAUAACACCAACCAUCACUGUCAUGAAACCAGCACAACCCCACACCGUGAUCCCGUCCUGCCCAGUUACAAGCCGUCCUGCUCCUCUACCCCCACCUACUACAGCAGUCCCCAGAAAAGCUACUCAGACCUGGACAGCCACAGCUUGACUUCCCAGGACUCAGGUAUACCCACUCUCGAGAUAAACCCUCCCGAGCCCAUCCUUCAUACCCACCAACGCCCAGACAACGCAGGCCAUGAUUCCCCUGCAACUUUACCUUUGAAUGAUGACAACACCAUCCGCAAAUCCUCCACCUUUCCUCGCAGCGGAUAUGACUCUAUCCGCCUCUUCAGCCCCAGUGUCAGAUUAUCAGCCCCCACGGGUAUGGGUCUCGGGGGCGGAGCCUUAAAUCGCAGCGACGACAUCUCUGUGUGCAGCGUGUCCAGCAUGAGCACCGAGCUGUCGGUCUCCAACGAAGACAUCUUGGAUUUCACCGUCACGUCGGACUCCAGCGCCAUUGUCACCUUGGAGACGGACGACAGCGGCACCGCUCACUUCUCAGACGUCACGCUGUCCUCCUCUCCAGGGGACCCCAGAGACGCAUGGAGUCCCGUGCGACCCUACCCGGGGUCGGGUGUCAUGCAGCAGGAAGAAGUUGUCAGGCAAAAUAAACUUGGACCUCUAGCUAGCUUAUUCAACAGGAGCCUGUUUGCCAGGAGGGUAAAGGACAGUCGACCAGUGGAGCAGCCGGAUCCAGGGUGGAAGCUUUUCGGGAAAGUCCCCCCACGGGAAGGCCCCAUCAAGGAUCCUAAGAAAAUCCAAAAGGAAUAUGAAACAAAGAGUGGCAGAGCUGGACCCGGCAACCCGACGUCGCCCAGGCGGAGUGUGAGGAAAAACCUGGACUUUGAGCCACUGUCUACCACCGCACUUAUACUGGAGGACAGACCUGCGAAUCUGCCUGCCAAGCCAGCUGAGGAGACACAGAAACACAGGCAGCAGUAUGAGGAGAUGGUGGCCCAGGCCAAGAAGAGAGAGCUGAAGGAGGCUCAGAAGAGGAAGAAGCAGCUGGAGGAUCGGUGUAAGCUUGAGGAGAGUAUUGGCACAGCCUCCCAGGUCUGGAACCAGGAGAUAUUGCCUAACUGGAGUACAACGUGCACAUCUCGGCGUGUGAGAGACCUCUGGUGGCAAGGCAUCCCCCCCAGUGUCCGAGGCAAAGUGUGGAGCCUGGCUGUGGGCAACGAUCUCAACAUCACUCACGAGCUGUAUAACAUCUGUCUGUCCCGGGCGAGAGAGAAGUGGAGGGCCACGCCAGCAUUUUCUUUAGAGACUGAAAUUAAUGAUGCUGGUUCUUCAGACAGGGAGUCGAGCCUGGAGCUGAUCAAGCUGGAUAUCUCGAGAACCUUCCCCCAACUGUGCAUCUUCCAGCAGGGCGGGCCCUAUCAUGAUGUGUUGCACAGCAUUCUGGGAGCAUACACUUGUUACCGGCCAGACGUUGGCUACGUGCAGGGAAUGUCCUUCAUUGCAGCAGUGCUCAUCCUGAACCUGGACACAGCCGAUGCCUUUAUAGCUUUUGCCAAUCUGCUCAACAAACCGUGUCAGAUGGCCUUCUUCAGAGUCGACCACAGCCUUAUGUUGACAUACUUUUCGGCAUUUGAAGUGUUCUUUGAAGAAAAUCUACCAAAGCUCUUUGCACAUUUCAAGAAAAACAACUUGACCCCUGAUAUUUAUUUAAUCGACUGGAUCUUUACUCUGUACAGUAAGUCGCUGCCGUUGGACCUGGCAUGUCGGGUUUGGGACGUGUUCUGCAGAGACAGCGAGGAGUUCCUCUUCCGCACGGCGCUUGGCCUGCUGCGUCUCUACCAGGACGUCCUGACCUGCAUGGACUUCAUUCACAUGGCUCAGUUCCUCACCCGCCUGCCGGACUUCUUACCGGCUGACCAGCUCUUCCAGCAAAUCGCUGCUGUGCACAUGACCAGCCGCAACAGGAAAUGGCCACAGGUCCUGCAGGCUUUACAGAAAGAUCCGGAGCGGGGCAGCCCGGUGUUGAAGCGCUGAGCCGCGAUCAGGGGGUCCCACUAACGGAAUCCAGUUCCCCUCCAGACUCUUACCGGGGACCUGAGAGAGACCUAUGAUCGUCUGGGACAUAUCUGGAAGGGGUCUGUCAGUGAUGAGGAAGAAUACGAGGCCUUAUUUAUCUUCCACCACCCCUCCACUGCUCUGAGGCCCAGCAGUGGACUGUAAACUGUAGCUCGCAGACGCCGAAGAAUGUACCACACACUCCCGCAUACAUGUGCCCAGCAGACUGACUCACGUCCAGGGGAAACGACGGGGGAGUUCACACGAAAAUCCUUCACUUAUCUUUUGUUUCGGUUUCCACCAACGGUUCCACCCGAGAGGAAUGUCCCGAAACAGUAUCUCCAGAGUCAGAUCUGUGAAUGUAAAUUUCCCCCCCCCCAUGUCCUGUGAGUUUGUUUCCUCUCUGGGCUAAGUUUGGUUUUCAUUUACAUGUUUUUGUCAUUGAACAUUUUAGUUCCUGAAUCAUUCCACGAAAUCAUCUCAUGUUUUGUGGGAGUUAAACACCUUUUUGAAGUUUGGUGUCUCUGGAAGCACCAGAUUGUUACAAGUGAAGAAAUGUGCUCAGCCUCUGAAAGAGGUGAUAAGCUGCCUGUAGAAUGAGCUUUACAGUAAAUUUAUGAAAUAUGGGAAAAGGAGAUAAUAUUAAUAGUAACGUGUUACUCUGGGAGACACAAAUUACAGCGUCAGACUUGGACUGGCCCUUCCCCCGAUUACGUUUUGAGGUACAUUUCAUCUGGUUAGUGUUUUGAUUCUUAUCUCUUGGUGUGAGUGUUAAUGUAUUGUGCGUUUAUUUAAUAUUUAUCUAACGGAUGACGGGACUUGUUCCAGUGACAUGAAGGGUUUUUGAGGAACUGCUCCCUCACGCAAAUGUGUUUGGAGCUUAUAAGGAUCUGUGAUUUAACAAGUUAAACACGUAAGAGGUUAUGACUUGAGCUGCAUCAUUCAUGAGCAGAUUUGUGCACUUUUAGGACUACAUUAUCCACUAGGGGGCAUAUUUCGGCUGAAUUACCUCUGGGCGAAAAAGGAAUUCCUUACCACUUCUAAUUUUGUUUGUCGUUAAAAUAUCUAAUUUGAUAUUUUUCCAGGAAUUAUUUUUUUAAUGUGGAGGUUAUAGCAGUUAUAGCAGCAGUGACAUCUCUUUUAACUUCCAGUCCUCAUAUCCUAAUCUGUACUGCCCCCACUGGUCAUCCGCUUAAUUGCAUGUUGUGGACAAGUCGCGUAUGAUGCACAAAACACUGAAGAUUCAAAUUCUGGAAUUGUGACUAAUUGACGCUAUAACUAAUAUGCCGAAGCUGUUAGCAUUUCUUGUUUGCAGUGUAUCCAUAAAAUUUACAGAAAUCAACUUCUGGAUCAGUUUGAUAUUAAGAAAAAGUGACGUGUGACAAUUCUCGUGCAAGUUCUGGACAUAUAAGAAGAAUCUUUUUUUUCUCCUGACUUGAAAAAUCUGAGGAUAUGUUGAAGAUGUGUAAGCUAUAUUUAACGUUAAAAUAUGUGGGCAUGUUCAGUAGUGACUGAGACGAGAAAUGCGAUUUUUGGAAGCAAAUUGUAUUUUAAAGCACCUUAAUGUCCAUGUGACGCGUUCACUGCUGCUGCGCCAUCUGUUGUUCGCAUUGAUGAACCAAGGUAACUACACUGGCUAACACCUGUCGCUUUCACCUGUCCUUGCACGUUAUCUUUUGACUCCCGUUGCCACGUUUAAGAAAAAAUGACACGAUAAAACAUUUCUGAUUGUUUGAUCUGUAGCCUUUUUUUCAUCAGCUUCCUGGUCGAUGUCGCUGGUUCGUCAGCUCGUCCGAUGCGACACUCGCACUGUGGUUAACAUUUCGCUCCAUCGUGACCAGUAGGGGGUGGUAGGAUUUGUCUUUGAAGAAUCCUACCAAUGUUUUUGACAAGUCAGCCUCCAUCUAGCAAGUGCUAAGACAGUACACAGGACUAUUAAAGGUUCAGUGUGUACUAUUUAGGUGUGAGGGAUUUAUUGUCAGAAAUUGAAAUAAAAUAAUCUUUGUGAUGUUUCCACUAGUGUUUCACCUAAAUUGCACAAAUUGUUGUUUUCAUUAUUCUAGAAUGAGCCCUUUUAAAUGUAAAUACUUUAUAUAUUAACACGCGGUGCGGAUCCUCUCUCACCUUUUGAGUUUUUAUGAUAACUGAAGGUUUACACAGGUUCUCUUUCAUUUUUGGGAGGACGAGGUUAGGGGUAUUCAGCUUCACCACUAGAUGUCACUAAAUUCUACACACUGAACCUCUAAAUAAUCAGAUGUAUUUUUUUGUGUUUAUUUCUUUCAACGCCAGUUUUGCACAGACCUGUUUGUCAAAUUGAAAAAAGGCAGAUGAAUUGAAGAAAUCUGAUUGGUUGUUGACGUCUGUGAGGAGUGCAGUUGUCAGGGUGAUGGUAUCUCUCAACGCAACUGUUAUCGUUAUUGCCUGUGAGGCUGCGUUGACUCUUGUGCUAUGCUACUGAACCUGUGUGAUGGCAUUCGCUUCCAUUUUGUGCCCUGUAAUUCCAGUGAUGUCCACAUCAGGCCUCUGCACCUCCAGACUGCACUUUCACACGUGAAUGACUGGACCACUUCAAGCUUAAAUAUGGGACGUGCUCUAGAUUUAACGAAACAGGAAAUUAUCACCAUCACCUCAGCUUGUUUCGUUGCUGCCGACAGAUGGUGCCUCACCGCAGGACUGCAAUAAAUAUAUAUACGUAAGCCUCUGAGUUGUGCCUCGCAUCACCAGUUCAUAUUAGUACUCUGUAGAUUUAAAUGGUUUGUCUAUUUUCCAUGAAGUGCCCCUCCCAGCUCCGCUAACACUACAAAAAACACAGUUUAAUCAAUCCACAUUCGUCUAAAAACAAAUUCAAUCAUGUUAAAAUUCAAUGAAGGAGUCUAAUACACUGUUAUCAAUCUGUUUGAUUAUCUGGAUGUCUUUACUUUCCUGGGUUCUGUUUGAUUUGCAUGUCUUUAUUUGUUUUCUCAUUGAGACCUGUGUACUGUAGAGGAGGGAUGGACACAUGGAGACAACGGAGCGUCACCAUGCAGCUGUAUCUCACUUGAAAUGUAUAUAAACGAUGGUUUUAUUAAAAUAAAGAGCUGUACAUAACCAACCA
Messenger RNA from Platichthys flesus (European flounder), 5725 nucleotides. It is a transcript of the gene tbc1d14, whose product is annotated as TBC1 domain family, member 14. The transcript is spliced from 14 exons. The coding region runs from base 466 to 2610 and encodes 714 amino acids. Lineage: Eukaryota; Metazoa; Chordata; Actinopteri; Pleuronectiformes; Pleuronectidae. The record is from RefSeq and is a predicted model, not a curated record.